Messenger RNA from Parasteatoda tepidariorum (common house spider), 2285 nucleotides. RefSeq names its product Set1/Ash2 histone methyltransferase complex subunit ash2 (gene ash2). Gene Ontology annotation, molecular function: transcription cis-regulatory region binding; protein binding. Lineage: Eukaryota; Metazoa; Arthropoda; Arachnida; Araneae; Theridiidae. The record is from RefSeq and is a predicted model, not a curated record. Gene Ontology annotation, cellular component: Set1C/COMPASS complex.
GACAGGGAAGCCGAAACUAUGGAUGAUGGUAAAAGGUAAAAAUUUAAAUUUUCCCGCAAUUAUGAAUUUGCUAUCUUAUUAAGAAAUUAGUAAAAAUUAUAGCUUUUAUAAUAUUCGUUUUAACCAUAUGUUAAUUGCGUAAGAUUUGUCGGCAUGGAAUAAAUUAUUGAAGGAAAAUGCAUUUAAUGAAAAAGUUAAUUCCAUUGAUCUAAAAAUUGAGAUCAAUGACAGUUCUGGAGAUUCAAAAGUCGACAGCACCAUGACUGAUCCAAGUGCUGAAGUGGUUGAAAAAAUGGAUGUUGAUGAAAAUGUUGAAGGGGAAAUCAAUAAGGAGAAUAUAAUCAAUAAUCAACCUACUGUUGAGGUCCCAACACCUGUCGAAAUUUCAGAAACCUUACCAAGACAGGAAGAAAGUGAUAAAAAUAUAACUAUUUCUAAUGAAGUACGCCCAGAAGAUUUUCAAGUAAUGCAAAAUAAUCCAACUAAAGAGAAUAAUGUUGAAAUUGAAAGAAAUGGUAAAAAGGAAUUUUCUCACACAAAUGGUAAUGAAGAAAGCCAGUGUUCAAUCGAUGAACGUUCACAAGAAUCUCAUAAUUGCUAUUGUGGUCGGGAGAGAAAUUUGGGUAUUGUGGAAUUACAGUGUGGUGGAUGUUCCAAAUGGUUCCAUGAAAAUUGUGUUUCAGUUCCUAUAGGGAAAUGUGUUCCUUUUAUGUCAAAUUAUUCUUUCCUUUGUAAACUGUGCAACUCAUCUGGGAUUGAAAGCUUUUCAAAGAAACAAACCACUUUCAGUCAAAUGUGUGGAACUGCUCUUGCUAAUUUAAUGCAGCAGAGUAAAGCUGAUGGCAAAGAACGUUCGAUGUUUUCUAAAGAUAGGGAAGUUAUCCCCUACAUUGUUUCUAACUGGGAAUCUCUCACUCCUAUGGCAAGAAGAAUAAAACAAACUUGGCAUAAUACUUUGCAUAAAGCAGUGUUGAAAGACUCUGAAAUAUUUCUUUGUGAUGAGCGGGGGCAUGAUGGUUCCAUGUAUGGUUUAGUUCAUCAGGAUUUGGGCAAAAUUGGACCCAGUUAUGAUGCUGUCUCUAGAGGUCCACAGAAACUAAAUAUUGAUUCAUCAUCAUCUCAAGGCACUUUUGGUGUUCCGAAAGGACGCAGUAGUAAAAGAAAAUUUUUUGAUGGUCAGAUGACUGGAGCUGGGAAAAAAGUUAAAAGUGAUUUAGUUAUGCCCAAAUUGCCUCCCAAUGGGUAUCCUCUUGAACAUCCAUUUAAUAAGGAUGGUUACCGGUACAUCCUAGCAGAGCCAGACCCUCAUGCUCCAUUUAGACAAGAGUUUGAUGAAGGUCAAGACUGGGCUGGCAAGCCUAUUCCUGGUUGGCUGUACAGAAAACUGACUCCUAGUAAUGUGCUGAUUGCUCUUCAUGACAGAGCUCCUCAGUUGAAAGUCUCAGAAGAUAGGCUAUCAGUUACUGGUGAAAAAGGCUACUGCAUGGCUCGAGCAACUCAUGGUGUUAAUAGAGGCACUUGGUAUUUUGAAUGUACCAUUGAGGAUAUGCCCGAAGGAUCAGCUACACGUCUUGGUUGGUCUCAAGCAUUGGCUAAUCUACAAGGACCUUUGGGGUAUGAUAAAUUCAGUUACUCCUGGCGAUCACGGAAAGGCACAAAAUUUCAUGAAAGUAAAGGAUAUCAUUAUGCAGAUGUUGGCUAUGGACAAGGGGAUACUCUAGGCUUUCUAAUACAUCUUCCAAAAACUAGUGAAACUAUACCUCUUCCUCAAAUCUAUAAAGAUAAGCCUUUAGUGAAAUUCAAAAGUUACUUGUAUUAUGAAGAAAAAGAUGAAAUGCAGUUAGAAUUAAAAAAUAUGAAGCCUUUGCCAAAAAGUAAGAUUGUCUUCUAUAAAAAUGGCAAGAGCUUUGGAACUGCUUUUGAAAACAUAAAUGCAGGGACUUAUUAUCCAGCUAUAUCUUUGUAUAAAAGUUGUACAGUAUCACUUAAUUUUGGUCCAUCAUUUAAGCACUCACCUGAAGAAAACUUUAAGCCUAUAUGCAAUUUAGCUCAUGAUGCAACCAUAGAACAAGCUAUGACAGACUUACUGUUUUUCACAGAAAACAAAGGAAAACUACGGUUGGAUAAUUUGUGAUUUUAAUUAAGAAAUGAAGACUCAUUCUAUAAAAGCAUAAAAUAAUCUUUAUUUUCAUCAUACAAGAUUUUAAAAACAUUUUUAAUAAAUAUCUAUUUUUAACCAGGCUCAUUCACUAAUGUGUCCUCACUUUCCUCAAUCUCUGUUGAAC